UUAACCCCAUGGGCUAUGCCCACUGUGGCAGCAGAACUAUUUGUCAGCAGAAUUUCUUCUCACAGCCCACUCUUAUCAGAAGACAGAUGCGAUUACUAAGCUAAAAUGGUAUGUGAAAACAUAUGGUGUUUUGGAGCUGCUGGGUUGCUGUGGAGGAUAAAUAGCUCCUGACCCUAACCAGGAUCUUUUCAUGAAAAAAGAGCGGUGUCCCUAUGCCUUAUAAAGGCAUGGGCAGGCUUAUUCCAGCGCUCAAGAAGGGGCGGUAGCGGGUUCGUGCUGCUGAGUUUUUUUCUCCAGCAGCGGUCGCAGGCGAAUGAAGAAGUUGAGCUGAAACUGCGAACGCUUCAUCCCGGCACUUAGCGGCAAAACUCAGUCAAGAGAGGAGGAAGCCGGUGAAAUUAAAAACAAAACAAAAACAAACAAACAAAAAAGAAACCCACUUGGUCAUGGGGAAAUCAGCUUCCAAGCAAUUUGCUGAAGAAGUCUUGAAAGUGCACAACGACUACAGGAAGAAACAUGGAGUACCCCCAUUAAAACUCUGCAAGAAGUUAAACAGAGGAGCCCAACAGUAUGCAGAAGAACUGGCCACCACGAGGGUCCUCAAGCACAGCUCCGAGUCUGCUAAUGGGAAUUGUGGAGAAAACCUGGCAUGGGCAUCCUAUGACCAAUCAGGAAAAGAUGUGGCUGACAGAUGGUACAGUGAAAUAAAAAAUUACAGUUUUCAAAACCCAGGGUUUUCUUCUAGGACAGGUCACUUCACAGCAAUGGUUUGGAAGAACACGAAGAAGAUGGGAGUUGGAAAAGCAUCUGCUAGUGAUGGCUCAACCUUUGUGGUGGCUAGAUAUGACCCAGCUGGAAAUGUAGUAAAUCCAGGCUAUUAUGAAGAAAAUGUUCUUCCUCCAAGAAAAUAACUCUAUUUUUUUUAAGGUAGUCUUAUUGCUUAAUGACAAGUUAAACUAGAUUUGGACCUAACAGUGUUUGAAAUGAAGCCCAAUUCAAUGAAAUCUCCUGUUUGAUACUGAUGUUCAUGUCUCAUUGUGGAGGAAGCAGUUACAUGUUGCUUGAGUCAAUCUGCACAUCAGGCCCCUGUUGUUUCUGAGGGGGCCUCAAUUUAUUUGAAGAUGAACUAUAUGCAGCAUUUCUAUAAAAGGGAUAAAAUGGGUAAGAUUUUUUACAUCGUUUGCAUGAACUCUGUGUCAGCAUGUGAGUAAGCACAUGUUGGAUGUCUAUUUUUUUUAAACAAACAAAUUUAUAGCUUUCUGUAAACUGAAGUUACCAGCUUGUAAUUAUAUUAUGUAGUCCCAGCUGUCCAGUACUUUUUAAUAACUCUACCUUCGUUGCUCUGUCUUUACCUCCUGCUGUUGUGGGACCUACUCUCUGCAGAUGGAGCAUAUGCAAAACUGCCUGUAUGAAAGAUACAUGUGUAAAAUGUAGUGGAAUUCAGACCUAUGUGCUUUUAUUAUGAGGAUCUCACAGAACACUAAAAGACUGCUGGCAAAACUGUAGCCAUCAAGCAAGAUGUAAUUAAUGCAUGAUCUAAAAACAAACCUUAGAAUUUUUUAAAUCCCGUUUUAGAUGCUGAUAUAUAAAAUAUGUUUGAGAUGAGUAUAUUUUAAGUUCAAAGUGCAUUCUACAGUUUACAGUAUGUAUCUUGUAUUAUAAUCCAACUGUUUGCUUCUGUUGCAGAAAAAUAAGAUUCUCCUUUUUUGAUAUUUAUGCACAAAAAGUUUCUUUGAUGGUGCACUUUGGAUUUUAUUUCUCAGUAACUUAUUUUUUAUUUCCUAAGGAAUAUCUUUUAAAGGUGUCAUGCUAUACAGGCAAUAACAUUCCCAAAUCAUCUCGUCUCCUUUAAUAAUGUAACAGUAGGGGUAUUCACAUUGUCAUAAUUAAGAGAUAUUUGAUCUUUAUUCAUAUCAUUCAAUAAUAGUACUAUUUCAUAUGCUGGAUUGAUGCCUUGAAAACAAUGAAGAUUUAAA
Molecule: messenger RNA, 1976 nt
Organism: Ficedula albicollis (Collared flycatcher)
Lineage: Eukaryota; Metazoa; Chordata; Aves; Passeriformes; Muscicapidae
Gene: GLIPR2
Product: GLI pathogenesis related 2
Exons: 5
Coding region: 447-911 (154 amino acids)
Cellular component (GO): extracellular region
Source: RefSeq, a predicted model, not a curated record